This is a messenger RNA of Centropristis striata (black sea bass), 4550 nucleotides long. It is a transcript of the gene mdm2, whose product is annotated as MDM2 proto-oncogene. Gene Ontology annotation, molecular function: identical protein binding; ubiquitin protein ligase activity. Gene Ontology annotation, biological process: negative regulation of apoptotic process; regulation of cell cycle. NCBI's taxonomy places the organism in Eukaryota, Metazoa, Chordata, Actinopteri, Perciformes, Serranidae. The transcript has 13 exons. The coding region runs from base 272 to 1831 and encodes 519 amino acids. Gene Ontology annotation, cellular component: nucleus. The record is from RefSeq and is a predicted model, not a curated record.
UUAACUAAAGCAGGAAAAAAAAACAGAAAAAGUUUAAUUAUCGUGCUAUAAUUAGGCUGGUGAGCUGUGGGUGCAGUGUCAGUGUUUGUCCACCAGGAGCGCCACACGGACACAGUGUGAAGGAACUGUACACAGAGCGACCGUUGGGACUUUAACUGACGGACAAACUGGCGGAUAAACGCCGUUGAAGGAUAUUAUUUUAUCACGUAUAACGUCUAAGGAUGAACUGCUGAUACUUUCUUCUGUAUAUACCGAAACAAUCAGCUUCACGAUGUCAGCUGACAGCGAGCUCAACGCCGACACCGCUGACGACAACAAACUGGUCAGACCAAAGGUAGAGUUUCACUCUUUGCUGCAACUUGCCGGAGCCACUAAAGAUGUUUUCACCAUGAAGGAGGUGAUGUUUUACCUCGGGCAGUACAUCAUCCAGAAGCAGCUGUACGACCAGAAGCAGCAGCACAUCGUCCACUGCUCCCAGGAUGCACUGGGGCGGGUGCUGGGGGUCGACAGCUUCUCUGUCAAAGAGCCACGAGCUUUGUUUGGUAUGAUCACCAAGAACCUGGUGGCCGUGAAGAACCAAGAGUCAACGUCAAGCUCAAGUCAACCACUCAGUGAUAGUCAGACAGACAGAGGGACGGAGGAGGCCGAUUCAGAAAGUCGCUCUUCGUCGCCAGAAAGGAGAGGAAGACGAAGAAGGAGGAGGAGGAGUCGCAGGAGCAGUGACCCAGGACCCUCACACAGUCUAGAGGCUGGUGACGAUGAGGAGGAGUCAGAGGAGGAGGAGGAGGAAGAGGGGAGGAAGAGGAGGCGCUCUGACAGCUACUCCCUGACCUUUGACGACAGCCUGUCGUGGUGUGUGAUCGGAGGUCUGGGGAGCGUUCGGGACCGACACAGCAGCCAGUCGUCAGACUCCCACAGCUCCUCGGGGAGGUCAGAGUUGACGGUUGCAGUCUCGGACUCAGAAAGCGACAACUUCAGCGUUGAAUUCGAGGUCGAGUCGGUCGACUCCGACGACUACAACGAAGACGACGCGUCUCUGUCUGCAGACGAUCAGGUAUAUGAGGUCACCAUAUUCGAGGCAGACGAUGAAGACUCUUUUGAUGAAGACACAGAGAUCACUGAAGCUGAUUACUGGCGGUGUGUGAAGUGUGACGAGUUGAACCCGCCUCUCCCCAGAAACUGUCUCCGCUGCUGGACGCUGCGUCAGGAUUGGCUGUCUGAGGUGUCCCUCGAUUCCACAAAGUCCGCCUCCUCCGGUCCCAAAGCCCUCCCCCUGAAGCCGACCGGCCAAUCAGCAGCCAAAGAAGCUCCAGGUUCUGAUGUGGACGAGAACGAAGGAGUCGAUGUUCCAGACGGGAAAAGAGCGAAAACUCCCGUUCUGUCUCAGUGUCUGUCGGACUCCGGCUCCUCAGCCCCAAACUCCCAGGACCUCCUCUCCUCCUGCUCCUCCUCCUCCUCCUCCUCUCAGCCCUCGUCCUCCCAGCUGAAGCUCUGGACUCCUGACUCCCAGCCCUGCUCCUCCAUCGACUCCCAGGAGCUGCUCUCCCCCACCACUCCUCCUUCUCCUCCUCCUCAGCCUCCACCUCCUCCUGCCGAUCCUCUGGUCCCCGAGCUGGACCGCAGCGUGUCGGCCGAGUGGCGCCUCCCUGACUCGUGUCUGGACCCGUGUCUCAUCUGUCAGUCGCGGCCGAAGAACGGCUGCAUCGUCCACGGACGCACCGGACACCUGAUGUCCUGCUACGUCUGCGCCAGGAAGCUGAAGAAGAGGAACAAGCUGUGUCCCGUCUGCAGGCUGCCCAUCCAGUCCGUCAUCCUCACCUACCUCAGCUGAGACCCCGCCCCCGCCGGUCUGACCCCGCCCCCGCCGGUCAGUCUGGCCCCGCCCCCAUUGGUCCUCACCUACCUCAGCUGAGACGCCCAGUCGGUCGGUCGGUCCCCUCAUGCAGCAGACUCUUAAUCUGUCUAAAUCGGUGAGACUUCAGUUCACAGUCUAGUUCUGCACAGCUCACGGUAACCAUAGAAACGCAUUGAAUAAACACCAAAUUUAACGUCAGAUUUAUAUUUUUAAUUCUCUUUUUCUGUCCAGAAGGCACAUAUCUGCACUUUCUCUCUCUUAGUGUCUUUACAGGAAGCUUUCAUGACCGGCGUUAUUGGAGAUUUUUUUCUUUUUGUCAACAAAUCCCAUUUUUAAAAAAAAGACCAAAACCAACGUUUUAGUUCAUGUCACGAUUCUUUUUUUGACCCCCAGACUUUGUUUUUUCCAAAAACUGCUGGGGACUGUGUUUGUUUUUUUGUUUUUUAACACUACUUUGUUAAAGAAAAUGUAGCAACAUUUUGUGCACAAAUAGAAAUGUAAUACACAAGGUGUUUUUUUUAGUUUUUACAAUGUUUUUUCACAACCCAGAAAACUCUUAAGGGAAUAAAAUGAUAGUGUUGUAUUAAAGAUAACAACAAAAUACGACAGUAAAAGUAAACAAAUAAAAGAAAAUAGCAAUACAUUUAGUCUAAAAAUAGAAAGGAAGACAAGAUUCAUAAUAAAUUAUAAUAAUGAAACUGAAGGAAAAAUAGUGAAAUGAGAGUUUAGUUUCAAUUUGACUAAACUAUUGAUUCAUUUUCCAGUUUAUGUCAGUUAAAAUAUUUUGCCAAAGAAAAUGGUGAAAAAAGCCCAAUAUGAGCCUUAUUCAAAAAGCUUGUUUGGUUAAAAAAAGAGUCAGUAAAAAUAUAAACACAGACAAAAAAUAAAAACAAUAAAUAGACUAAAAUUCAAAAGACUAAACUAUAUAAGACUUAAAAUUGCAGCAAUAAAAUACAAAAAAUAAAAAUAAAAAAAGUCAAUAGAAUAAAAUAAAAUAAACCCCAGGGUAGGGCCGACCAAAAUAUUAUUUUUGGGGCUUCAGAGCUUAAAAUAAAUAAUGAAAAAUUAUAAUUAAAAACAAAACAAAAAAAACCAAUAACAAAUAGACUAAAAUCCAAAAGACUAAACUAUAUAAGACAAUAAAAUGCAGCAAUAAAAUAAGAAUAAAUAAAUCCAAUAGAAUACAAUAUAUUAUUUUUUGGGCUUCAGUGCUUAAAAUAAAUAAGAAUAAAAAAUAAAAAUUAAAAUUAAAAGCCAGAUUAAAAAGAUAGCCCUCUAAAUAUAUUUAAUAUACAUUAAUAUAAAACAGGGAAAAGCAGUGAAAGUUGUUAUUUGAUUGACUAAAUAUUCUGCAUUUUGGCUAAAAAAAAUGAAUAAAGCAUUGUGUUUGUUGGGGACUAUUUUCAGCGGCGGAUUAAUCUAUAUUUGGUGUUUUAAGGCGUAUUUAGACGGUGUAAGUUUUAAGUACAGGGUUAGAGUUAGGGUUAGGAUAACUCACAGUACAUUUUUGGUUUUUGGUCUUUUAAUGGGACGCGUUGACAAAAAGAUCCUUUAAUGAUGCUUAAACUUUAAUGUCAAUUUAAUGAGUUCUCAUUCAGAAACGGAGACCAUUUCUCUUUUUCACCUUCAUAUUAGUUCUCACCUGCUUCAGCUGAACUUAGAAAAAAAAGGAACAAAAACCCUGAAACCUUCCUGUUUUUACCCAAAGUCAGAUGAGAUGAUCAACAUUUCUAAUAAGAGCUUUGUAGCAAAAUGCAGCUUUAUUUAAUUUAAAUGAGCAAAUAUAUCUUCCAAAAGCUUUUUCUCACUAUCUUCUCAUCUGAAUUUGGGUAAAAAAGCCAAAAUGUGGGAUUGUUCCUUUAAAUUGUUUUAACAUCUGGUAACGCUGUUUUAUUUAAUGGGUCUAUAAUUACUUGUAUAUAAACAUUUCCUGGAAAGAUGUAUGUAAUUUGAUACUUAUUGCAAUUAAUUUCCUUAGAAAAGUUUUGUGUCAAUACAUUUUAUUUAAUUUUUCCGUUAUUAUUACAAAUUUCACUCUCCAAAAAGAGCACAAAAACAAUAUAAAUUAGUUAUUUAUAAUCAUAAUUAAACAUUGUGUCUAUUUCCCCAGUAAUGAAUAACAAAUUACUUAACUCUUUCCAGGAGAUUUUUUGUAAAUUAUAAAGAGAUUAUUCAGAAAUGAUGGACCCAUUAAAUAAAGCUAUAUCCAUAAUUUUACAGGUCUGUAAUUUCCUAAUAUUUUUAUUUUUUAAAGUUUUCUGGAAAGAAAUAUGUAAUUUAAUUUUAAUUGAAGUAAAAAUUGGAAUUUCCUUGAAAGAAAAAACUCUUUAAAUAGUCUUUAAUUUAUUAUUGGAAACUAUACUCUCCAUAUAUUUUGAUGUUUAUGCCGUGCACUGACUAAAAUAAUCAACUAUAUCUGCACUAAUUGCACACUCUCUUUCCAUAUAAUUUAUACAAAAUGACGUAAUUCUUUCCAGGAAACUUCCAAGUGAAUUAUAAGAAAGUUUAUUUGGAAAUGAAAACCCAUAAACUGAAGUGUUACCCUACAUCUUUAUUUAUUACAUGUUUAUUUAACAUGCUCAUGUAUAUUUAAGCAGAGACUCGAGCUCUUUAAAUAAUGAGAUGAAUAUAUGAGAAUAUUUUCUGUUAAAUUUUCUGUGAACUGAAUAAAGUUUAACUUCUGUUGUUAAAAUGA